AUGGCACCUCCCCCAAAGCAACGGAAGAUUGCGGUUGUUGGCAGCAGAUCUGUGGGCAAAUCAUCACUUACCGUUCGGUUCGUUGACGGCGUGUUUGUUGAGAGCUACUACCCGACCAUUGAGAAUACAUUCAGUAGCACCAUCAAGUACAAGGGCCAGGACUUUGCUACGGAGAUCGUGGACACCGCCGGCCAGGAUGAAUACAGUAUCUUGAACUCGAAACAUUUCAUCGGCAUUCAUGGCUACAUCAUCGUUUACUCAGUCGCAUCGCGCCAGUCUUUUGACAUGGUCAGGGUUAUUCGGGAUAAGAUUCUCAAUCACCUGGGAGCGGAAUGGGUACCCCUAGUCGUAGUCGGAAACAAAAGCGAUCUCAAACCAGACGUACGACAAGUGACAGAGGAAGAAGGGAAGAAGCUCGGGGAGGAAUUCAAUUGCGCCUGGACCGAAGCCAGUGCCCGGCUGGACGAGAAUGUCGCCAAAGCCUUCGACCUGAUCAUCGCGGAAGUUGAGAAAUCGCAGAAUCCAACCCAGCCGUCCAGCGGCAGUAAGUGCAUCGUUAUGUAA
Messenger RNA from Blastomyces gilchristii SLH14081, 564 nucleotides. RefSeq names its product GTP-binding protein rhb1. Gene Ontology annotation, cellular component: plasma membrane. Gene Ontology annotation, molecular function: GTP binding; GDP binding; GTPase activity. Lineage: Eukaryota; Fungi; Ascomycota; Eurotiomycetes; Onygenales; Ajellomycetaceae. The transcript has 3 exons. The record is from RefSeq and is a predicted model, not a curated record. Gene Ontology annotation, biological process: small GTPase-mediated signal transduction. Bases 1 to 564 code for a protein of 187 amino acids.